AUGUCGCACCAGGUGUCCCGCGCAGCCGUCAUCGGCGCAGGCCAGAUGGGCCUCGGCAUCGCCUACGUGACCGCGCUCUUUGCCAAGAUCCCCGUCGGGCUGCACGACCCCUCAUCGAACGGGCUCAAGCGCGCGAUGGAGAACCUCGACAAGAUCUUUGCGCGUGACGUCGCCAAGAACCGUUUCUCGCAGGAGGACAUUGACGCCGCUCGCGCGCGCAUCUCGCCUAUCCAGGGCGAUGGGACGGACGCCAACGGUGGCACUGUGGUGCACGCGGACACGGACAUUGUGAUUGAGGCCAUUCCCGAGAUCACCGACCUCAAGCUCGGCCUCAUGCACCGCCUCGCGACGUGCCUCCCCGCACCCGCGAUCCUCGGCACCAACACGUCGUCCAUCUCGAUCACGCGCCUGGCUGCGGCCGCUUCGCAGGCGGACGACGGCGGCGAGUCGAGCGGCCGUGUCGUCGGCGUCCACUUCUUCAACCCCGUCAACAUGAUGAAGCUGUGCGAGGUCAUUCCCGCGACGCAGACCACGUCCGAGACGCUCCGCCGCGCCAAGGCGUUCGGCGAGGCGUGCGGCAAGACCGUCGCCGUGUCGUCAGACAACCCGGGCUUCAUCUCCAACGCCAUCCUCAUGCCCAUGAUCAACGAGGCUAUCAUGCUCCUCGAGCGUGGCGUCGCUACCAAGGAGGACAUUGACACGACGUUCAAGCUCGGCAUGGGCCACCCCAUGGGCCCGCUAACCCUCGCCGACCUCAUCGGCCUCGACACGUGCCUCAAUAUCCAGAACGUGCUCUACAACGAGUCGAGCGACUCCAAGUACCGCCCCGCCACGCUGCUCAAGCGCAUGGUCGACGCGGGUUACUACGGACGCAAGAGUGGUAGGGGAUUCUACACGUAUUAA
Messenger RNA from Cutaneotrichosporon cavernicola, 903 nucleotides. RefSeq lists its product as uncharacterized. Gene Ontology annotation, biological process: fatty acid metabolic process. The record is from RefSeq and is a predicted model, not a curated record. Gene Ontology annotation, molecular function: NAD+ binding; oxidoreductase activity, acting on the CH-OH group of donors, NAD or NADP as acceptor. The transcript is spliced from 4 exons. Lineage: Eukaryota; Fungi; Basidiomycota; Tremellomycetes; Trichosporonales; Trichosporonaceae. Bases 1 to 903 code for a protein of 300 amino acids.